AUGCGGUCCUUCGCCCCGGGUGUGCCCUGUUGCUUGCGCGUGGUGUCACUGGGCACCGGCGCGAGCUCGUCGGACCGCGACGCAAAGGCUUUCAGCUCGGAGGGAGGACAAGACAGGUCACGGAGCCGCUCGCGGAACCAGUCGUGGGACCGCUCGCGGAGCCGCUCACGGAGCCGCUCACGCAGCUGCUCCAGAUCAUCCCCGCCAUUGGUGCCCCCGGCCACCAAGGACAAGGGCCAGCAGCAGCAGAAGAUGGCCAAGAAGAAGCCCAACGGCGGCACAAAGAAAUCUGAGCUCCUGAGAGUACGCCGGAGACGCAAGGCCAGCGACGAGGCCGAGCCCCUGAAAAUCUACCUGGAGGGACACCAGAUCCCGGAAGUGACGCAAUGCAGAAUACUGGGGAUGUGGGUGCAAACAAACCAGCGUUGCACAUACGCCCUGGCACUAACCAAGACUGCAGUCAACCAAGUGGCCAGAAUGAUAAACCGGGUGUCGAAAAGAAGAUAUGGCAUGAAGGAGGCAGACACACUCAAGCUGAUAAAAAGCCUGGUAGUCAGCAGAGUGGUGUACAGCCUACUGUACUACAACUGUGUCAAAAGCGAAAUCCAGCAAAUCGAUACCAUCCUAAGGAAAGCACUCAAGACGGCGCUUCAAAUACCCCAAACAGCGUCGACCGAGAAGCUGCUAGCCCUAGGGCUGCACAACAGCUUUGAGGAACUGCAAGAAGCCCAAAGGAUCGCACAAUUCCAAAGACUACAGCAAACUGAAACCGGUAGAAGACUUCUAGUCAGGUACGGCGGCGAAUCAACCCUACGAGAAGUACAAGAUAACAUGACGAUCCCGGACGAGUACCGCAGUACCAUCAGGGUAGCACCAAUACCCAGAAAUAUGGACCCGAACCUGCACAAGGCACGCAGGGAGGCGAGGGCAGAGUACGUGCAAAGGACACUGGCCACCCGGAACGAAACGGUGUAUGUUGACGCCGCAACAUACGCCGGCAAAGGAGAAGGCAAUAAGCAUAAAGUGGCGACGGUGAUUGGCCCGGACCUCAGGGAAAUCACCAGCGCGUCAAUACGAAACUGCACGGUAGCUGAAGCCGAGGAAGCGGCCGUAGCUCUAGCGGCAGUGGAGGGCUAUCGACUAGGCAAAUCCCUAACGAUUCUAACAGACUCGCAAACAGCAUGCCGGAAUUACAUGAAUGGCAGGAUCAGCCGCAAAGUGCUGAACAUUCUCCGCUCUAACGGCCGACCCACAGACAAGCAAAGCAAACACGCGAUAGUUUGGAUACCGGGACACAUGAGUGUCGAGGGAAAUCUGGAGGCAGAUAGGAUAGCUCGAGGGCGGCCAGAGGAUGUAGUGCCUCUUCGUGCCGUGUCGCUCGAUCCCAAUGGCGACUUUGAGUCGACAAGCGCAGAGCGCAGGGGCCUGCCCCCGAAUUCUGCGCGCGACGCGGUUCGUGCCGUGCUUCUUGUUCCCAAAGGGGAGUCUUAG
Messenger RNA from Dermacentor andersoni, 1491 nucleotides. The record is from RefSeq and is a predicted model, not a curated record. Lineage: Eukaryota; Metazoa; Arthropoda; Arachnida; Ixodida; Ixodidae.